This is a messenger RNA of Coregonus sp. 'balchen', 1167 nucleotides long. Lineage: Eukaryota; Metazoa; Chordata; Actinopteri; Salmoniformes; Salmonidae. The record is from the annotation of a GenBank genome assembly.
CUUUUCUAUCACCUUCAGAGAGACCACCGCUUCUCAGAGCCAAGAUCUCGCUUUUACACGGCUGAGAUGGCCAGUGCCAUCGGUUACUUAUACUUGCUCAACAUUGUUUACAGGUCAGUCACACCCUUUCAACAAUGUUGACAAAAAAAGUCUCAGCCACUUAACAGCAUUCACGGGUCAUUCACAGUAAACCCACAUUUUCCCUGCUUGUUUCCCAUGCUCACUUUGUGGAAGGUCAUUCUGUCAGCAGUGCCUUUAGGCUGUACAGUAGGUUCUCUGUUUUAGAGACUUGAAGCCUGAGACCGUCCUGCUGGACUCAGAGGUAAGUAUUUGUGUAUCAUGAACUCAGGACUAUCAUUGUAUUAGUUCUCUGUGGGUCAAAUAAGGUCACCCUGAUGUUUUGACUUGGACCUUCUCCAGGGUCAUGUUUUGUUGACUGACUUUGGAUUGUGUAAAGAGGGAACAGACCCAGGGUCCACCACUUCCACUUUCUGUAGAACCCCCAUUUCCCUUUGUCACUUUAUCCACUGACACUGCCUUUUGCUCUGCCGUAUUUGGCUCCAGAGGUGUUGAAAAAGCAGCCCUGUGACCGCACGGUAGACUGGUGGUGUCUGGGAACUGUAUUUUAUGAGAUUAUAUAUGGGCUGGUGAGCAUACCCUCUGAAAGGCAUAUACACAUUUACUUUGCUGUGAUGUAUUAUGGUUCUGCAUAUUAUAGCAAUGUAUUUAGCAUAAUUUUUCCAAACAAAGCAGGCUACACCUCAAUGUGGUUAUCAACUCAUUUUGUCCUGUUCCUUCUAUAGCCAGAAUGUGUCAGAGAUGUAUGACAGCAUCCUCCACAGGCCCUUGAGUCUGCCAGUGGGGACCAGCUCUGUGGUGUGUGACAUGCUGAUGGGCCUCCUACAGAAAGACCAGCAUCGCCGGCUGGGUGCUAUCGCAGACUUUGAGUGAACCUGUCAGAAUAUACAGGGUCAGGAUGUCCUCAUUGGACAGUCUACCUUCUCUCUCUUUCCUACAGUUUCCUACACAUACGCACAAGUCAUUUUAAUCGUUGUCAUUUUUGUCUUUUACAUAUAGCUCAAAGUUAAAAAACCAAAUUUUUUCUCACCGAUAAACUGGGAUGACCUUUACUAUCGGAGAAUCACACCUCCAUACAACCCCAACGUG